CGUCCUCAAAACAACAUGGCGUACGUUCGCGUCCAAGGACACCGCUGACAGCACACGAUAUUACAGCUGUUAUCAAUUCAUAAAUACGCCGUUUUUAAGUGAUUAAAGAUGUUCAGUGUUUUUUUAGUGGUGUGUUGAACUUUUGUGUUUUUAAUUAUUGGAAUACCGGCGUUUUGCACGCCGAUUUUAAAAGGUGGGCGAUAACCGUCCGUUUUGCAUGCGAGUGACGUCCGCUAUAAUAGACGAGGUUCGAUUCCGUGAACGGGUGUACCGUCGUGGUCGCGCAGUGUGGAGGCGGCGGAGGCGGCGCGCGCGCGCCUCGUGCGGUGGGCGUGCGGCGAUCCGGCCGUCGACCAGGACCCCGCUCCCCGCAAGAAGAUGCCCCACGCCCUGCGCCGUCGCUGGCCCUUCUGCCCCUGUCUACAGAAUGACGAGCCGCCAGAGAUUACGUACUGCGUGGUGGGGGGCGAAGGUGCGUUGGCUCUGCACGCUGUCACACCCACCCAUCCCAUGCCGCCGCAGGACGAGCUCGAUGCCAAGUUCGCUGAGCUGGUGGAGGAGCUAGACCUGACGGCGGUGAACAAGGCGGCUAUGAUGGAGUUGCCGGCGGCCAAGAAGUGGCAGAUCUACUGCAGCCGCCGCCCGCCCAUCGGCACACAACCGCUCGCCAGCGCGCCGCAAGUCGAAGAGUACGUUAAGGCGCUUGGAGAGAUUGCUGAAGCGUUUGCUUCUUCCGAAGGCGGUCUCCCAGCAGAAGCUUGCGCGUUAGUUGACGGCUUGAAGACCGCUCUUAGAACUCGCGCACACAGCUUUGUACUACGGUUCAUCAAGCAAGGGGGGCUUACCACAUUACUGGACGCGCUACAACGAGCGCCCAGAGAUGAAGCGAUUAUUAGGCAUAAUCUAAUCGCCGGAAUAAAGGCUCUUAUGAAUAACUCGACCGGCCGCGCUCAUGUGCUAGCCCACCCAGCGAGUAUCGACCUCAUCGCACAAUCCUUGGACACGGAGAAUGUAAAGACAAAGGUCGCGGCUCUAGAGAUACUGGGUGCCGUCUGCCUCGUGCCCGGCGGACAUAAGAAGGUAUUAGAGGCGAUGGUGAACUACCAGAAGUACGCAGGCGAGCGUGCGCGGUUCCAAGGCGUGGUGAACGAGCUGGACCGCAGCUCGGGCGCGUAUCGCGACGACCUCGGUCUCAAGACCGCCAUCAUGUCCUUUGUUAACGCCGUCCUUAACUACGGCCCCGGUGAAGACAGUCUUGAGUUCCGACUGCAUCUACGAUACGAACUGCUCAUGUUGGGGAUACAACCAGUAAUCGAAAAACUUCGUAAAUACGAGAACGAAACCCUCGACCGUCACAUCGAGUUCUUCGAGAUGGUCCGCAAUGAGGAUGAGCGCGAGUUGGCGCGACGUUUUGACAAACAGCACGUGGACACCAAGAGUGCGGCCGCCAUGUUUGAGUUACUGCGCCGCAAGUUGAGUCACACCGCCGCCUACCCACAUCUCUUGUCGCUGCUGCAGCAUCUGUUGCUGCUGCCAUUGGAGUACAACCCGCACUCUCAGCACUGGUUGCUGCUGGACCGCGUGGUGCAGCAGCUGGUGCUGCAGCAGGCCGCAGCCGGCAGCCGCGCCGCCAGUGAACAGGGCUCCCUCAAGGACGACUCCUCCGAACACAACAAGGUCUACGACCCGGAUAUGGCUCCUUUGGAAAUCAACGUUGGUGAAAUAGUUCAUCUUCUAGCAAAAGAAGAAGAACUGGUCGCUGCUAGAACAAAAGCGGAGAAUCUAGAAAGAGAGAACGUAGAUCUUGCUACAGAACUGGCGAAGAAGGAGAAGCAAGUGGACGAGCGCUCGCAGGAGAAGGAGGAGUUGGAGGGAGUCGUGCAGAGGAUGAAGGAGCGUCUAGAGAGGGAGACGGCCGCGCACAUGGAGUGGACGGAGAGAGCGCAACAGCUCGAGCAGCAGCUGAGUCACGAGCGAGCCGAGCGCUCCCGAUUUGAGAAGCUAGUCAGCGAGGGCAGUAUACCUGAUGAUGCAAAGGUGAGCAACUUAAAGAGUGCAGUGAUAGAGUCGUGUGGAGUUCCGCCGCCGCCGCCGCCGCCGCUGGUGCGCGCGCCGCCCGCCCCGCCCGCGCCGCCGCCGCCCGCCGCUCCCGCCGCCGCCCCCGCCCCCGCCCCGCGACAGAGGAAGCACGUGCCCGCACCCUCCAACCCCCUCAAGAGCUUCAACUGGAGUAAACUCCCCGAUGCGAAGCUGCACGGCACCAUCUGGCAGGAGUUGGACGACACCCGCCUCUACAACGCCAUCGAUCUGCAUUCCAUUGACAAGAUGUUCUGCGCUUACCAGAAGAACGGCGUGCAGAACGAGGGAUCAGUGGAAGAUCUUAGACAAUUAGGAGCUAAACCGCGUACCAAGAUUCUAACUGUGAUCGACGGUAGACGCGCGCAGAACUGCACCAUACUUCUCUCCAAACUGAAGAUGACUGAUGAAGAGAUUUGUCGAGCUAUCUUGAAGAUGGACAAGGAUGAGCAGCUGCCGAUCGAUAUGGUGGAGCAGCUGCUGAAGUUCACUCCCAGCGCUGAGGAAGCGGCGUUGCUGGAGGAACACCAGGAUGAGUUGGACAGUAUGGCGCGCGCCGACAGAUUCCUAUACGAGAUCUCCAAGAUCCCCCACUACUCCCAGCGUGUCCGCACGCUGCUGUUCAAGAAGAAGUUCUCAGGCGCGGCGGCGGAGGCGACCAGUCGCGCGUCAGUCGUGCUGCGCGCCGCACGCGACAUGACGCGCUCGCGACGUCUGCGCGCGCUACUCGAGAUUGUGCUCGCGCUCGGCAACUAUAUGAACAGGGGUGCGCGAGGAAACGCGUCCGGGUUCCGUCUGUCGUCGCUCAACAAGCUGGCGGACACCAAGUCCAGCGUCAGUCGCAGCACCACGCUGCUGCACUUCCUCGUAGAACUGCUUGAGACUCAGUUCCGCGACGUGUUGUUGCUGGAGGAGGAUGUGCCACACGUGCGCGCCGCAGCCAAAGUGUGUGUGGAGCAACUGGAGCGUGACGUGGGCGCGCUACGCACCGGACUGCGCGAGGUGGCGCGUGAACUGGAGUACCACGCAGCGCGCGCGCCCACAGCGCCCACAGCGCCCACAGAUCCCAACGACGCCUUCGUACCCGUCAUGAGGGACUUCCACGCACACGCCGUCUGCGCCUUCACACAGCUGGAGGAUCUCUUUCAGGACAUGAAGAGCCGGCUGGAGGCGUGCGCACACGCAUUCGGCGAGGAGGCGAGCGCGUCGCCGGAGCAGCUGUUCGGUGCGCUCGACGCCUUCCUCGCGCAGCUGACGGAGGCGCGCGCUGAGUGUGACGCCGCGAGACGUCGCCGUGAUGACGAGGAGCGCAGGACACGACACGAACAGGAGUUAAAGAAGCGAACUAUGGAACGCAAACAGGCGUCCAGUUUGUUAAGUUCAGUUGGCAAAUCCCUUGGCAAAGCUAAUUCAGACUGUAACGGACAUAAUGGUGACUCCCGCGAUAGCACUCUCACAAACGGACAGAAGGGGGAGUUUGAUGAUCUCAUCUCAGCGCUUAGAACCGGUGAUGUCUUCGGUGAUGAUGUAGCCAAGUUCAAGAGGUCAAGGAAGACAUCGAAAGCCCACAAGGGAAGAGACUCCCCGCCCAGAGGAGUGUGCAGAGAAGAUUCCAGAGAGAGACAGAAGUGAUCCGAGAUGGAAUUGAAACGGGAUUUUUUUCUAUAUAACCGAGUUAAUCGGAAACGUUAUUAGUCAAACGAGUGAUAAAGUUUAUAGACUUGUGAUUUAUGUCGGUUGUUUAUGGUCAAAUAGUUGUUGAUAGACGAAGAUAGAUGGCGUUAUCCGCAAUAUCGAGUUUAACAAGAAGUUUGAGGUUAAAUAAGUUUUGAAUAUUCCACGACCAUUGAAUCCAAUCAUUAACUUCUGUUAAGCAAAUCUAUUCGUAUAUAAUAAAUCUUAUAUGACAUUAGUCAGUGUUAUCUGAAUUUGAACUCUAUUUGUUAAGUGUUAGAAUAUAAUUUGACUGAACGGGUUUGAUUUUCCAGGAUUUCUCUCGAAGGUGAAAAAUCCUAAGGAUAAUUAUUGAAUGGAAAUAAAAAUAGAAAAUUAUUGAUUGAAAUGUAUUUUAG
This is a messenger RNA of Papilio machaon (common yellow swallowtail), 4148 nucleotides long. It is a transcript of the gene DAAM, whose product is annotated as disheveled-associated activator of morphogenesis 1. The record is from RefSeq and is a predicted model, not a curated record. The coding region runs from base 379 to 3708 and encodes 1109 amino acids. Gene Ontology annotation, biological process: positive regulation of actin filament polymerization; actin cytoskeleton organization. Gene Ontology annotation, molecular function: small GTPase binding; actin binding. NCBI's taxonomy places the organism in Eukaryota, Metazoa, Arthropoda, Insecta, Lepidoptera, Papilionidae. The transcript has 21 exons.